Lobosporangium transversale is the source of this 804-nucleotide messenger RNA. Its product is annotated as putative methyltransferase-domain-containing protein. The record is from RefSeq and is a predicted model, not a curated record. Gene Ontology annotation, molecular function: protein-lysine N-methyltransferase activity. Bases 1 to 804 code for a protein of 267 amino acids. Gene Ontology annotation, cellular component: cytoplasm. The transcript has a single exon. Lineage: Eukaryota; Fungi; Mortierellomycota; Mortierellomycetes; Mortierellales; Mortierellaceae. Gene Ontology annotation, biological process: peptidyl-lysine methylation.
AUGCCUCUAGUCCUUGGUCCUUUCAACUACACCGCUGGGAGCUUUCAAAGUUACGAUUCGAAUCGUGUCUUACGCCCUAUUAGUAUCCCACAAGGAAAUGGCUCAAAUCCUCGGAUUAUGCUGCUUGAAGAGACAUGGAAUAAUGUUCCUCAGGGUCGUGUUUGGGACUCUGCCUUCAUUUUGAAGGACAUAUUUACAAAACAGGUACAAGAUAGGCUCGAGGGUUCUAGGCCCCCCAUAUUUGCCGGGAAACGAAUUUUGGAUCUCAGUGCAGGCACUGGUCUGUUAGGCGUCUUUCUAGCAGGUUUGGCCCAGGUUGAAAUGGAUCUCUUACUUCUACGCGGUAGACCCAAUGCUACCAACCGUGAUGGCAUUACCAACAGCAGUACUACCCAUAUAUCAAACGCGCCACCAUCGACGACGGUGGUCCUAACUGAUCUAGAGGAUGCCAUGGAACUUAUCCAACGUAACAUCGCAUCGAAUAAGCGUAGAAUAGCGCCUAAUGUCAGUAUAGAAGCGAAGCCGCUCAUCUGGGGCUCCUCCCCACUGACACGCCUUAAAGCCGAUCCUUUUGACGUUGUGAUUGCGUCGGAUGUUGUAUACCAAGUAGAUAGUUUCAACUCCCUUCUAGAAACGCUUUACGACCUCUGUACGCCUGGACACACAACGCUUUACCUUGGCUACAAAUGGCGCGCAUUGGACAUUGACAUGGAACGGCAGUUCUUUGAGAAGUUGAGCGCCAUGUUUAGCGUUGAGAAAUCGUUGCACGAUCUAGAAGUCCAGGUGUGGUGCCUUAAACGAUAA